This is a messenger RNA of Acanthosepion pharaonis, 789 nucleotides long. The record is from the annotation of a GenBank genome assembly. NCBI's taxonomy places the organism in Eukaryota, Metazoa, Mollusca, Cephalopoda, Sepiida, Sepiidae.
AUGCAUUUCCUAGAGAUUUCUCGUCUUAAGUUAUUUUCUAAUUUGCUUGUUUUUAUUCUGUCUUUCUCUGUCAGGAAGAGCCUUUUUAUUUUCUCCUUCCAUUUUCUCCUUUCUCGUCGUUAUCUCUCUUCCAAUCUCUAUUUUUUCUCUCUAUUAUUUUCCCGUCUUUCUCCUUCUCUCAUUCUUGCUGAAUUGGAAGAAAUACUCGACGAAAAUGAUCAAGUUUCUCCACCAUCGGGCAUGGAGCAAACAGAUUUUGACGAAUUUAUCAGCUUCGACGACCGUACACAAUGUUAUGGAGAACUGACUGACACGGACAUCACACGUGGUAUAAAAUCGGAUGAUCAAGAUUUUGACGAAGAUGAUGAUGCUAAAAGCAUUUUCUUCUUCACUUCUUACCAUUUUCUUUUUUUCUAUACUUACGUAUUUUGUUCCCUUUUUCUUUUUUUGAAAUUCCUUUUAAGUUUUUCUUCUUUCAUAAAUUCUCCUUUUGCAUUUACUAUUUCUUAUUUUCUCUCUUUUUUUAUUGUCCGUUUUAAACUCAACACCUUACGCUACUUAAUAUUUUCAAUCAUUCACUUCACUUAUUCGUUCUUGUUAUUCUUUUCACUUUUUCCACUUUUAUAUAUACAUUCUUUUCUUUCUUAUAUUUUCUUUUCUUUUUUUCAUCCCUUCAUCAAUUUCUUUACUUAUUAUUUAAUUUCGUUUUGUCCUCUCUUCGUUCUUCUUUUUAAUUUUUUUACAUUUUUAUUUAUAUCUCAUUUCUCUGCUCCUGUCUUCAUUUUCUAA